Messenger RNA from Emys orbicularis (European pond turtle), 936 nucleotides. RefSeq names its product olfactory receptor 51G2-like. Gene Ontology annotation, biological process: G protein-coupled receptor signaling pathway. NCBI's taxonomy places the organism in Eukaryota, Metazoa, Chordata, Testudines, Emydidae. Gene Ontology annotation, molecular function: olfactory receptor activity; G protein-coupled receptor activity. The transcript has a single exon. The coding region runs from base 1 to 936 and encodes 311 amino acids. Gene Ontology annotation, cellular component: plasma membrane. The record is from RefSeq and is a predicted model, not a curated record.
AUGUCAGCUGCCAAUGACACCAACUUCAACUCUGCAGUGUUCCUUCUCACCGGGAUACCUGGGCAGGAAGACGCCUAUCUCUGGAUCUCUAUCCCCUUCUGCUUAAUGUAUGUUAUUUCGAUAGUAGGAAAUUCAGUCAUUCUGUUCAUUAUAAAAACAGAUCCAAGCCUCCAUGAGCCCAUGUACAUUUUCCUUUCCAUGUUGGGCGUCACAGACCUUGGCUUAUCGAUAGUCACAAUACCGACGACACUGGGCAUAUUCUGGUUUAAUUCUAGGGAGAUCAGCCUCGAUGCCUGUUUUGCCCAGCUGUUCUUCAUCCACUCACUUCAAUGCAUUGAAUCCUCCAUGCUCUUGUUGAUGGCCUUUGACCGUUUUCUUGCAAUCCAUGACCCACUGAGAUAUGCCUCCAUCUUAACCUUGCCGAGAAUAGCCAAGAUGGGACUGGUGUGUGUGCUAAGAGGGGUGGCCAUAAUACUCCCACUCCCCCUUCUCCUGAAACGGUUCAGAUACUGUCGAGCCAAUGUCCUGUCCCAUUCCUACUGCGUGCACCAGGACGUCAUGAAGAUGGCUUGUUCAGAUACCUCAAUCAACAGUAUCUAUGGCUUGUUUACUACACUCUUAACGGUGGGGUUGGACUCACUGGUCAUAUUCCUCUCUUAUGUGAUGAUCCUCAAAACAGUGCUGAGCAUCGCAUCCACUGCGGAGUAUGUCAGGGCCCUGAACACCUGCGUCUCCCACCUCUGUGCAGUCGUGCUCUUCUACACGCCAAUGAUCGGCCUGUCUGUGAUACAUAGAUUUGGGAAGGGCUCUCCUCCCUUGCUUCAGAUUCUCCUGGGCUACAUCUACUUGCUGGUUCCACCCCUGAUGAACCCGAUUGUGUACAGUGUGAAAAGCAAACACCUUCGUGCAAGGAUAAUCAGAGUGUUCAUCAAGUGA